UAAUCACCGGCACUUCAAAAGAUAAAUAAUAUUACAUAUUUCAUCGAUUGGCAUCUGCAACUGCUAUCGAUAAUCACGAUACCGGCUUUGCGUGUGUGCGUCGCGUCUGUGAAGCGUUUUUAAAGACGAAAAUAAUAUAAACAAAAAUAUAAAACUGAGAAGGUUACAUGCGGCUGAAAAUGCUGUGGCGGGGACUCUGUCUGCUGGCUUUGGCCGCAAUGCCGGUUUUUGCCCAAAACUCCCCGGAUGCGGCAUCUGAUGUAGUUAACCUGGUGCCGGGCACCUCCAUCAAUGUCACAGCCAAUCCAUUUGGCUCCAAGAUACUGUGGACAUACUGUUACAAGGGCAAAAAACCCUCAAUUAUUAAUUUUCUGGAGACUAUCGAGUUCUAUCUGGCAAUUCGAACCGAGGACUUUGCUCAGUAUGGUGGCAAAACGGCAGAGGAGGUACUGAAGCACUACAAUCAACGUCAAUCCCUGUUCAGUGUGACGCUAUUCUCCCAGAAGCGUCAGCGGAUCCCAAUUUCACCCUUUGAGCAGCAAUGCAUCGGCAUUGAGUCCCGGCAACCGUAUAAUAUGACCCUGCAGCAGAAGCCCCUGGACCCGUGGCAUCUCAUGCAUCUGUCUGCCGGCCUGCUCCUCUUCUGGAUCAGUCGCCGGCUGGCCAAGAAUAGUGUCUUUUACUAUCUAGCCGGUGUUAUCCUGGGCAUUUGCGCCUCCAUGCUGGUGGUUAUUUACCUAGCUGCCAGAGUCAUACCACGGCGUCCCAUGAUGUAUGGUGUUUUAAUUGGAGGCUGGACCCUUGGCUUCUAUGUCCUAAAGCAAGUGGUGGACAACAUGCGCCUCAUUCUGCUCACCUAUCGCGAAUAUGUGGUGUGGUAUCUGAUUGUCACUGGAUUGAUAUCGUUUCUGAUUUGCUAUCGCAUUGGACCUCCAAAGAAUCCACGCUCGCAGAACAUCAUCAUGUGGGUGCUGCAGGCCACGGGCGGUGCCCUGGUGUACUUCAGCAGCUGGCAUACGAACGCGGCCGUUUUUCUGAUUGCGGUGGCCUUUGUGGUCUAUUACUUUCCACCAUCGGUGAUUAUAUAUUUGAAGCGCUCGUAUCUCCGUCGCUUUCCACCCAAGCGGCGUCUGCUUACCCAGGAAGAGUACUAUCAGCAGACAGCCAAGGAAACUGCUAAUUCAUUGUCCGAACUGCAACAGUAUCUCAAUAGUCCCGGUUGCAAGCAAUGGGAUCUCAUCACUAAGCUGCACAAUCCCAUACGUUUUGCUGAAUUUGCCAAUGGGGCACCACAUUUGAAAGAGGAGGAGAUCGAUGAUUAUUCACGAGCUAUUGAGGAGUCCCUGGAGGCGACACAGGAGGAUCCCGAGGAGUUCUUACAGUGCAGCAUGCACUAUCGUCCAGCGGCAUACAGACGUUGGUCCAGCUUUAAUCGAUCGAGCUCGAAUCAAAGCCAUCGGGUGACUGUACCUCCGCCGAGAUUCCAAUCGCAGAGUUUCAAUCGUAGUCAGGCAGAGAAAGAGGAGAGCGAGGAUGAUGAUGAUGAGCAUAUGGAUUAGCUAUAGAAGAAGUGAAUAUAAGUAGGCACAGAAGAAAGUUCCUGUUGGUCUGGUGAAGGAAAUUACCAAAAGUCAUAGUCAGUUAAGGCCUGUGCACCUUUUUUAUGUCCUUUUUGUAGGUUUACCUCAUCCUUUGCUCUAUUCUCUUAUUUCUUUUGUUUAAAUAUUUCAUGUUUCUUUCUGUUCAUGUUCUUUGACGACUUGUAACUCCAUUCUGAUGUCUUUUCUUUCCAUUCAUAUGUAAAUGUUCAUGUACAAAAAACAACACUGAAGAAAUAUAUGUAUAGAAAUAUAA
Messenger RNA from Drosophila serrata, 1854 nucleotides. It is a transcript of the gene Nemp, whose product is annotated as Nuclear envelope integral membrane protein. The record is from RefSeq and is a predicted model, not a curated record. Lineage: Eukaryota; Metazoa; Arthropoda; Insecta; Diptera; Drosophilidae. Gene Ontology annotation, cellular component: nuclear envelope.